This is a messenger RNA of Onychostoma macrolepis, 3723 nucleotides long. It is a transcript of the gene dnajc27, whose product is annotated as DnaJ (Hsp40) homolog, subfamily C, member 27. Gene Ontology annotation, molecular function: GTPase activity; GTP binding. NCBI's taxonomy places the organism in Eukaryota, Metazoa, Chordata, Actinopteri, Cypriniformes, Cyprinidae. The record is from RefSeq and is a predicted model, not a curated record.
ACAAAGCUUUGUUGAAUCUGUUGUUUUUAAAUCGUGUUAGCAAAUAGUCGUUGCUAGGGCAGCUAGCCCGUUAGCAUGUCCAGUUUAAAUAAUUCUACCUGCUAAAUUAUAACAGUUAUGCGAUUUUUGUGGUCGGAAAAACAUGCGUGAAAUGUGCUUUCGGUUUAUGGAAAAAUGUUGUCCAUAAUAUUCCGUGACACAUUGGCUCUCUGUUAGCCACAUAGCCAGCUGCUCUCUGUGUUUACGGACCGACUCGGACAUAGUCAUACGUGAAAUCUAGAUAUAUUUCAUCUCCUCCUUUGGAAGUGGUUUGGGAAUAAGUGCAAUAUGGACACGAAUGUUCAGAAGAGGCGAGAAAACAAGAAGUCGUUACGGGUUAAGGUCAUUAGUCUGGGAAAUGCAGAGGUGGGGAAGAGCUGCAUUAUUAAACGAUACUGUGAGAAGCGGUUUGUGCCCAAGUAUCUAGCUACUAUUGGGAUAGAUUAUGGUGUAACCAAGGUCCAGGUUCGAGAGGAGAUAAAAGUAAACAUUUUUGAUAUGGCUGGACAUCCUUUCUUUUAUGAGGUCCGCAAUGAGUUUUAUAAGGACUCUCAGGGGGUGAUUCUAGUCUAUGAUGUUGGUCUGAGGGAAAGUUUUGACGCUCUGGACAGCUGGCUCACAGAGAUGAAGCAGGAAAUGGGCUCACAGGCCAACAUGGAGAACAUCAUCUUCAUUGUGUGUGCCAACAAGGUUGACCUGACAAAAAGGCGAGUUGUGGAUGAGAGUGAGGGGAGACUUUGGGCCGAGAGCAGAGGAUUUCAUUACUUUGAAACUUCUGCUCAGAGUGGUGAAGGCAUCAAUGAAAUGUUUCAGGCCUUUUUCUCAUCCAUAACUGACAUGUGUGAAAAUGGAGGGAAGAGACCCACUCCAGAGGUCAAUGUAGGUUUUACUAAAGAGCAGGCCGACACCAUCCGACGCAUCCGCAACAGCAAAGACAGCUGGGAUAUGCUGGGGGUUAAACCUGGGGCCACAAGGGAGGAAGUCAACAAGGCAUACAGGAAGUUGGCUGUACUGUUGCACCCGGACAAGUGUGUGGCCCCAGGCAGUGAAGAUGCCUUUAAAGCAGUGGUUAACGCUCGCACAUCCCUGCUCAAGAAUAUCAAGGACGCCAUGAACUACAUGGAUGAUUUCCAGUUUUUCGUCCACUUCACCUUAGCUCACUCCAAAGAGGAGGAAAAGCAUGAGCAGAAAAUAUAACUUGUCUAAUAUCUUUGCAUCAAUUCAAUAUAACAGUGCAUUUGUGUUAAAAAAAUACAUACAUACAUGAAAGUCGUUUUUAUGUAAAUCUACUCGGAUUUAACACUAGAUUCUACUCUCUAGAAUAUCACGUCUUUUGAAGAGAAUCAAAUUUUAAUAGAUAGUAUAUAAAUCAACCUGUUCAAGAAAUAUUGUAAGUGUCAUGAACAUGCAAUUUGUUAAUUUCACUGAAGUUAUGUAUUUAUGGGUAGUUUUUGUUAUGGACUUACCAAACAUACACUACUAUUCAAAAGUUUGUAGUAAGUAAGAUUUUUUAUUUAUUUUUUAACAGAAAGUAAUGCUUUUAUUCAGCAAGGUUCUGUUAAAGGGGUCAUCGGAUGCGACAUGCACUUUUACAAGUUGUAUCACUGUAAUCAUUUCCCCUUUCUCAUAUCAAGCCAUUCUCAGAUGCCUGUCAGUGUGAUGUCCCCUCCCACGAUUGUUGAUUGACACAAGCAUUUUACCUUAGACCCGCCCUGAGUGAGCUGUCAUCAGUCCGCCAUUGUUUCACCUCCGGAGCAGAUGUAGACAAAAAUGUUUCCUAAGCGAUUGAGGUGUUUUGUUGUUAGAUAUCAUAAUGAACAUAACAGUCGUCAUUUACUCCUGACAUCUGAGCUGCUGAAGACACAGUGGAUUACUUUUGUUUCUGAAGGGAAUGAGCCCCCAAUCUACCUAAAUGUGUCUAUCUUCACGCGAAUCAUUCGUGAAGUGAGUGUAAAGUUUUUUAAUGAAUCUUUGCAAAUUGCCUUUCCUAAUAAUGUGCUAGUUAGCAAGUUUCACGAUGAAUGCUGCUAAAGUUUACCAUCUCUCAGAGAGCGGCUCGGGGUGGGGUGAGCAGAGCUCAUUUCCAUUUAAAGCGACAUGCAAUAAAACGGCUUGCUGUAGACAGAGCUGUUUUUGACAGGGUAAAAACGGUGUUGUUUUACACUACCAUUGAGAAAUUUUAACCAAACUAUGUUAUAGACUUUUCAUUAAGACCCUAAAAAAUCAUAUCAACUUGUGGAAAAUGGGCAUCCAAUGACCCCUUUAAAUUGAUCAAAAGUGCAAAGACAAUUACAUUAUUACAAAUGAUUUUUGUUUCAAAUAAAUGCUGUUCUUUUGAACUUUUUUUUUUUAUUUAAAAAGAAUCCUGAAAAAUAUGUAUCAUGUUCUCCAUAGAAAUAUUAAGCAGCACAACUGUUUUCAACAUUGAUAAUAAUAAGAAAUAUUUGUUGAGCACCAAAUUAGUAUAUUGGAAUGAUUUCUGAAGGAUCAUGUGACACUAAAGGCUGGAGUAAUAACUGCUGAAAAAUCAGCUUUGCCAUUACAGGAAUAAAUUGCAUUAUACAAUAUAAUAUUUUAAGUUAAAUAAUGAUAUUUUAAUAUUUACUCUUUCACAGUAUUUUUGAUCAAAUAAAUGUAGCCUUUUUGAACAUAAGAGACUUUCAGAAACAUCAUACCAACCCCAAACGUUUGAACUACUCUAGUAUAGGUUGUGGUCACUAGUGCCAAGACUAUAUUAAAGUGUAUAAGAGUGCCAUUACCAGUCUUUACACAACAUUUUGGGGGUUUGCUAAGUGUAAAGUUAAAAAUAUAACCAAUAUUGAUGUUGAGACAGUAGUUAUAUAUAUAUAUAUAUAUAUAUAUAUAUAUAUAUAUAUAUAUGUGUGUGUGUGUGUGUGUGGUUAACAUAAUAAAUAUGGUUGAUUUUUCUUUUCUGAAGUGUUUUAGGCAUGAAAGGAACUAUCUGUAAAUCUGUCACCGUGAUGGUAAUCUGCUCCAAGGAUAACGCAAGAACAAAGGGGCUUUGUUUACACCAACACUGGAAUAAAUAUAACUGAGAUAAAACCGUUACAUUAGCAGAGCUGUGUAGAUGUGCCAACAUGCAUUAGUUCAACAAUGUUUUGUUUGGCCCUUGUAUAUUAACAUAUCUAUGUAGGUAACAAUCAUUGUAAUGCAAGUAUAUAAAAUAUUGUAUUUUUUUAUGGAACCGUGGCGUUUACAACACAGUGUGAGUGUACGUGUGCAUUAUUUAUAUUUUUAAAUAUUUAUCUGAAAGUAUAAGUUUUGUGAUCUCUAUUACAUUUGUUUAUUUUCAAGGGCAUUUGAUAAUGUGCUGCCUUGUUCGCUAUGUUCGACUAUGUAACAUUUACCCAAACAAUGUUAAGAGUUACAUCAUCUGUAAUGUUGUACUCCUAAAUGUUUCAUUAGCCACACUCACUACACAAUACCAAAUCUUUUAACUGGAGUCAUUUUUGUUUCCUUUUGCUUCAUUGUGUGACAUUGAUUUGUCUGAGUAAGGCAUGAGUAAGAAGCAUGUUUGUGAUUAUGCAGAAUACAAAGAUUAGGCCUGUUUACAUGAAUGCCAAGGCCACUGCUCAAUGGGAAAAGUGGCUCUGUUUUAUGCACAGAAGCAUUUACUUUCUCCAUUCAGCUUAUAUAGCGAAAUAAAGGAAUAAUUGUAAAUCA